Messenger RNA from Astyanax mexicanus (Mexican tetra), 4411 nucleotides. RefSeq names its product T-box transcription factor 20 (gene tbx20). Bases 196 to 1521 code for a protein of 441 amino acids. The transcript is spliced from 9 exons. Gene Ontology annotation, cellular component: nucleus. Gene Ontology annotation, molecular function: DNA-binding transcription factor activity, RNA polymerase II-specific; RNA polymerase II cis-regulatory region sequence-specific DNA binding. The record is from RefSeq and is a predicted model, not a curated record. Lineage: Eukaryota; Metazoa; Chordata; Actinopteri; Characiformes; Acestrorhamphidae. Gene Ontology annotation, biological process: positive regulation of DNA-templated transcription; vasculogenesis; regulation of transcription by RNA polymerase II.
UUGAGGACAGUGAAGAGUCCAAACCUAGUCCCUCACCCACCGCCUGAACAUCCCAUAAUCCUGCAAACCCCGAACCCGCAGAUCUGAGGAACUACCCCGGAUCAUCUGCGCCAGAGCCUGCAGGGGCAAAUCCAGCGCGCGCCGGGGCAAUUCGGACACUAAGCGCGAGAGAGAGAGCGAGUGCUGGAGGUCAGUAUGGAGUUCAGCUGCUCCCCAAAGCCCCAGCUCUCCUCCAGAGCGAACGCCUUCUCCAUAGCUGCUCUGAUGGCCAGCGGCAAGGAGAAAGACAAGGAACCCGAAGAGAACACCAUCAGACCGCUGGAGCAGUUCGUGGCGCAGUCCUCGUCCUGCGAGCGCGCGGACGCAGAGGAGAGUCGCGAGCGCGCCGAUUCCCGCGAGCGCGGAGAGUCCAGAGAGCGCGCCGAGCCUUUGAUCCCACGCGCUCCUGCCGCGCCCAGCGAGGACAUGAAGAACAUCAACUGUAGUCUCGAGACCAAAGAGCUGUGGGACAAGUUCCACGAGCUCGGUACAGAGAUGAUCAUCACCAAGUCAGGAAGGCGGAUGUUCCCCACUAUCCGCGUCUCCUUCAGUGGGGUGGAGCCGGACUGCAGAUACAUUGUUCUGAUGGAUAUCAUCGCCGUGGACAACAAGCGCUAUAGAUACGCCUACCACCGCUCCUCCUGGCUGGUAGCCGGGAAAGCCGACCCCCCGCUGCCCGCGCGACUAUAUGUCCAUCCUGACUCCCCCUUCACCGGAGAGCAGCUGCUGAAACAGAUGGUUUCCUUUGAGAAGGUCAAACUUACCAACAACGAGCUGGACCAGCACGGACAUAUCAUUCUGAAUUCGAUGCAUAAAUAUCAGCCUCGGGUUCACAUUAUAAAGAAGAAAGAACACACCGCCUCGCUGCUCAACCUCAAAUCAGACGAGUUCCGCUCCUUCAUCUUCACCGAGACCCAGUUCACCGCCGUCACCGCCUACCAGAACCAGCUGAUCACUAAACUGAAGAUAGACAGUAACCCGUUCGCUAAAGGCUUCAGAGACUCGUCCAGACUCACCGACAUUGAGAGUAGGGAAAGUGUUGAGAAUCUGAUCCACAAGCACUCGUACGCUCGUUCUCCCAUACGGACGUACACGGCGGAGGAGGAGAACCUGGGGGAGGACGGACACUCCACACACGGCCGAGGUUCUGCAUUCACAGCCUCUGAGAACCUCUCCCUGAGCUCCUGGGUCGCCUCGUCUUCAGGGUUUUCGGGUUUCCAGCCUCCACAGUCCCUGCAGGCUCUGGGCUCCGCCGGCAGUGGCCUAGCAGGGCCUCUACCCCCCAUUCAGGGCUCUCUGCCCCCUUACGGCCGGCUGGGCGUCCCCCUGACCCCCUCCGCCCUGGCGGGAUCCAUGCAAGCCAGCGGUCCCACCUUCCCAUCCUUCCACAUGCCUCGCUACCACCACUACUUCCAGCAGGGUCCGUAUGCCGCCAUCCAGGGCCUACGCCACUCCAACACCGUCAUGACCCCAUUCGUAUGACCGGGACCACCACAUUACCAACUUUAACAACAAUGUGUUCAGUUUAUGGCACUCUUCAGACACAAGGGGGCGCUGUAAAGAACCAGCAAUCACCAUAACAUGCAUCUGGUUUUACCAGUUUCUACAAACCCAUGUCCAUUUACGUUACAGGUUGACCCAACACAGGAUAUUGCACGAUUAGGCUGAAUGCCAUUGGAAAACUAACUCUUAAACUAAGAGAAACACAAAGAAACGAACCUAACCUCGGAAUUAAAAGCGCUAAGCUAGCCACCGUCCCUUGCUGGUAACACUACAGUCAUGCAAGAGUUCUCCAAUUGAGGGAUCUUUAGCAAGGGUAACCAUAAAAUCUCCUUAACUCCCGUAUAAAGGGGAGUUCUUCAAAGAGGAGUUCCAGGAACUAGGAAAACUCUACUAAAGAACACUUGGAAAACCCUGUUUUUUAAGGGUAUAGAGUAAAGACAAGACAAGAGUUCUCAAUAGAACCAGGACGAUGCAAUCAACCAUAUGAAUGCACAUAAGGAAAGGCAUUUGCAACUGAUUCUGUCUAGAACCAUUAAAAAAAGGUUUUACUAUCAAAAUGAAGGACUUACAUAUCUCAUUUUGCUUACAGUGUAAAAACACCUGACUGAACUAACUGUUCAGCUUGCUUGAUUAAUUAAGUCUUUUUUUCAUAUAAAAAUGCUGAAUUCUUUUUAGAAUAAUGUCAUCCAGAAACGGAUAGAUGUCUCGUAACAAAACAUGAAACUCUUGUUAAAGCUUGAGAAAGAACUUGACGAUUCCUCCCUCGCCCUGCCCCCUACUCUUCAUUAAAAAUGGCAGUUUUUUUUUUGUAAAUGCAAAAUUGGAAAAGCUGUGCUUUGUUGUUAAGAUGUGCAUGAGAAGUACAAUGUACAACGACAACAUUUUCGUGCAAUUUUUGUGCAAUUGAACCAAACAUUAUAAUUCACCCGAACGAUUUUUACCAGAUUUUAUCAGCAAGUUCAAAUCCACACAAUUUCAUAAAUUCUCUGCAUAUUCUCUGUUUAAGACAGAUAAGUACUGUAUACUCUUUCUGAGUGUGUUUGAUGUAAAACACUUGGUUCUAGAUAAUUACAUGAGCAUGUGGUUGGCUGGGUUCAAAAAAGGGGGAUACUUCAAGGUUCUAUACAGAUCGAGUCAGAGGCAUUAAUGAUUCCUUGUUUGAUAAACAGUUUAAUUACAUUUACAUUUACAUUUAUGGUAUUUAGCAGAUGCCCUUAUCCAGAGCGACUUACAACAGUGCUUCAAAGUUACUUAAGAUAUCCAAAGCUAGUUUGUAGACUAAGGCUUACACUUUUUGUGGAUUUGUAGAUUAAGGCUUACACUACUAUUAAGACUCAAAGAACUAUUUUCAAACUAUUAUAGACCUUUAACCUUUUUGCCAAGCGUAAAACGUCUAAAGUACAGAAAUCUGUAGUCUAUAGAUUUCACCAGAAUAGACCGUUUUACCAAAUGUGUUCUUCUCAAACAGAUAUGCAGAGAAUUUAGGACACAUUCUCCUUUAAAACGUCUUUGGUAUUCUAGGGUUUAUCCCAGAAGAUCCCUCCCCCGUCCAGAAAGAAAGGACUGCUGAUUGGACAGACCUUCUAUCUCCUGGUUUCCUACUUUAUGUUCAGGAAGAAAGAACAUUUCCUCCAGUGUGUAAAUAGUGUGAACGACAACAGAAACUGUUCAACGAUCUGGAAGAACUGCUGGCUGCAGCCGUACCGGAGAACACAAACAAACAAACAAACAAACAAAAUACCAAAGGACAGCAGAUCUGUGCUGCACCAUAAGCUUUCAUUUUUACCAUAGAAAACCCACCGUCAAUGAGGGAAAAGACCUGAGAUCAAGACUCAAAUCAUCUAUCAAACACGUGAAAAACAGACUGCCGUGUGACCUCAAACACUAGGGGGCGCUGUGAUCUCCAAACAGGCAAUAUCCAAACAGGAUAUAAAAAACUGGAUACACCACGAACUGGCCUCUCUGUUCAGACAUGGACGUGUAUCUUUCCUCUCUACACUGUUGGAUGAUGGACAGUGUUUGGUCGACAUUAUUUGGAUUAACCGGAGCAAACGACAUCUAAUAAUGUGACCAAAGUUGAAGAGUUUUAAUCCCAUUAAAAAGUGGAUUGUAAAUGAAGAAGCCAUCAAAAACACUCACACUGUACAGACAUUAAUUUUUUUGUUAAAAGAAAAAAAGGAAAUCCAGUUGACAUCAAGCUUCAAUAUUGUACAGCCACAUAUUGUACAGGUUUUGUUUGAAGGAAAAAAACUUUAAGUCACACAUCCAUCAAAACCCAACUUUGGCUUGACAUCGAAACCCUACAGAUGUUGUAAUGUUAGCAAUGGAUUUUUGGUUAGCAAUGAUACCAUCUACAUCAAAACCCAACAAACACUGUGUAGACAUUGAAUUUAUUUGUCAAGAACAGCAUUGGGUAGACAUCAGCCUCCAAUGUCAGACGGAUGUUGAAUUGUUGUGAAAAAUGAAUGAGGUAAUACUUUACAAUAAGGGUACAUCAAUUAACAGUACUUAUGACAUAAAGUCUCAACUAAUUAUUAACUAAGACUAGUUAAUACAUUAUUAAUCAUUAUUAAUCAUUCCAACCACUCGUUUUUUUUUUAACUACUCAAUCCAUUAUUAUUUACAAAAUUCUGAUGCGUCAACAUUUGGAAAUGAUUAAUAGUGUCGUGUUGGUUAAUAACUAGUUGAGACAUUAGUUUCAAUAUCAUUUAAAAAUGUUUAUUACUUUCGUAAGCACUGUUAAUUGUGACACAUAUUGUAAAGUGCUAAAAAGACAUUACAUUGGGCGCUGUAAUGAAAAGUCAAAUAUUUUGAAAAAACAUUAAUCUCCAACGUUUGAUAAACAUUGAAUAAAUAUCUGUGAAAGUCA